Molecule: messenger RNA, 1988 nt
Organism: Eubalaena glacialis (North Atlantic right whale)
Lineage: Eukaryota; Metazoa; Chordata; Mammalia; Artiodactyla; Balaenidae
Gene: NUF2
Product: NUF2 component of NDC80 kinetochore complex
Exons: 15
Coding region: 254-1648 (464 amino acids)
Biological process (GO): attachment of mitotic spindle microtubules to kinetochore; mitotic spindle organization; kinetochore organization
Cellular component (GO): Ndc80 complex; kinetochore
Molecular function (GO): protein-containing complex binding
Source: RefSeq, a predicted model, not a curated record
CGAGUAGGAGGUGGCAGGUUUGAAAAGAGACAACGGUCGGUGUUUGCUGAUUUUUGAGUUCGCCUGUAGCUGCUCCGCGGACUCGCAGCCUUCCUGUGGGCGGCUGGUGCGGUAGGAUGUUUAGCAACAUGCUGGGCCUGCCACCCACCAGAUUCCAGUAGCGUCCUCACUCUAGUCCUGACAACCAAAAGUGUCUCCAAAGUUGUGAGAACUACUGCUCUAGGAGAACACAGACUAACAGGAGGCUCCCAAGAUGGAAACUUUGUCUUUCCCCAGAUAUAAUGUAGCUGAAAUUGUGGUUCAUAUUCGAAACAAAAUCUUAACAGGAGCUGAUGGUAAAAACCUCUCCAAGAAUGAUCUUUCUCCAAAUCCCAAGCCUGAAGUCUUGCAUAUGAUCUACAUGAGAGCUUUACAGAUAGUAUAUGGAAUUCGACUGGAGCAUUUUUACAUGAUGCCAGUGAACUCUGAAGUCAUGUAUCCACAUAUAAUGGAAGGCUUCUUACCAGUCAGCAAUCUGUUUAUUCAUUUGGACUCAUUUCUGCCCAUCUGUCGGGUGAAUGACUUCGAGAUUGCUGAUAUUCUAUAUCCAAAGGCAAAACGGACAAGUCGGUUUUUAAGUGGCAUUAUCAACUUUAUUCACUUCAGAGAAGCAUGCCGUGAGACAUACAUGGAGUUUCUUUGGCAAUAUAAAUCUUCUGUGGACAAAAUGCAGCAGUUAAAUACUGCACACCAGGAGGCAAUAAUGAAAUUGGAGAGACUUGAUUCUGUUCCAGUUGAAGAGCAAGCAGAGUUCAAGCAGCUUUCAGAUGAUAUUCAGGAGCUGCAGCAAUCGCUGAAUCAAGAGUUUCGUCAAAAAACGAUAGUGCUGCAAGAGGGAAAUUCACAGAAGAAGUCAGAUAUUUCAGAGAAAACCAAGCGUUUGAAUGAACUAAAAUUGUCAGUGGUUUCUUUGAAAGAAGUACAAGAGAGUUUGAAAACAAAAAUUGUGGAUUCUCCAGAGAAGCUUAAGAAUUAUAAAGAAAAAAUGAAAGAUACAGUCCAGAAGCUUAAGAAUUCCAGACAAGAAGUGAUGGAAAAGUAUGAAAUCUAUCGAGACUCUGUUGACUGCCUGCCUUCAUGUCAGCUGGAGGUGCAGCUAUAUCAAAAGAAAAUACAGGACCUUGCAGAUAAUAGGGAAAAAUUAACCACUUUCUUAAAGGAGAGCCUGAACUUGGAGGACAAAAUUGAGAGUGAUGAGUCAGAACUGAAGAAAUUGAAGGCUGAAGAAAAUUCCUUUAAAAGACUGAUGAUUGUGAAGAAGGAAAAACUUGCCACAGCACAGUUCAGAAUAAAUAAGAAGCAUGAGGAUGUCAAGCAGUACAAACGCACCGUGAUUGAAGAUUGCAAUAAAGUUCAAGAAAAAAGAGGUGCUGUCUAUGAGCGAGUAACCACAAUUAAUCAAGAAAUCCAAAAAAUUAAAUUUGGAAUUCAACAACUAAAAGAUGCUGCUGAAAGGGAGAAACUGAAGUCUCAGGAAAUAUUUCUCAGCUUGAAAGCUGCUUUGGAGAAAUACCAUGAAGGCAUUGAAAAGGCAACAGAGGACUGUCAUACUAAAAUAGAUGAGAAAACAGCUGAACUGAAGAAAAAGAUGUUCAGAAUGUCAACCUGAUUAACAAAAUUACACAUCUUUUUGUAAAUAGCUUGCCAAUUUUUAGUUUUAUAUUCGGAAAGGGAAUAGUUAAGUUGAAGUUAAUGGAAGUAUCAAAAGUACCAAAUAAUGUUGGCUCAGUUAUUUUUUAUAUACUCUCAUAGGUUAUUAUUUUGUAAGAUAAUGCAUUUAAUGUAGACUUUUGUGAACUUAAAAUUAAAAUGGCUUGUGCAGCCAUUCAUGUCUCUACUCUGCUCCUUGUUGUAAGUGGUGGUUGGAGUAAAACAGAAAUAAUUGCAUUUGAAAUAUAUAAUUUUUCUCUGUUAUUAUCAUGGCUGUUGCUGCUUUGUUUGUCGACAUA